AUGUCCGUGUCGUGUGGGGUCGAGUGCGUCGUCAUCCUCGGCUGCGUCCGCUGGGCCUGGAAGCGCUGCACCUACAUCGGCUCCGACGACAGCGCUGCCUGGCCCGCCGCCACCGCCGGCGAGUUCGACCCCGUCCCCCGCAUCUGCCGCCUCAUCCUCGCCGUCUACGAGCCGGACCUCAGCUGCCCCAGGUACGCCCCCGCCGGCGGGGUCAACCCGGAAUGGGUGGUCAAGCGCGUGGCCUACGAGCAGACAGGCGGCCGGGCCCCGCCAUAUCUAAUAUACCUGGACCACGACCACCGCGAGAUCGUGCUGGCCAUGCGCGGCCUGAACCUGGUGAAGGAGAGCGACUACAAGCUGCUGCUGGAUAACCGGCUGGGCCGACAGAUGUUCGAUGGCGGGUACGUGCACCACGGCCUUCUGAAAUCGGCUGCGUGGGUCCUGAACGAGGAGUCGGAGACGCUGGGGAGGCUGUGGGAGGAGACGGGGCGGGAGUACAAGAUGGUGUUCGCCGGCCAUUCGCUGGGGUCGGGCGUGGCGGCGCUGUUGAGCGUGAUAGUGGCCAAUCACGGGGAUAGAUUGGGAGGGAUACCAAGGAGUCUGAUCAGGUGCUAUGCGGUGGCGCCUGCGAGGUGUAUGUCACUCAAUUUGGCGGUCAAGUAUGCCGAUAUUAUAUGUUCUGUGGUGUUGCAGGAUGAUUUUUUGCCCCGAACACCGACUCCAUUGGAAGAUAUUUUCAAGUCUAUAUUUUGUUUGCCCUGCUUAUUGUUUCUCGUGUGCCUGAGAGAUACCUUCAUACCUGAAGGCAGAAAGCUCAGAGAUCCAAGAAGAUUAUAUGCACCCGGUCGAAUAUAUCACAUAGUUGAAAGAAAAUUUUGCAGAUGUGGAAGGUUCCCUCCAGAGGUAAGAACCGCUAUUCCGGUGGAUGGAAGGUUUGAGCACAUUGUUUUAUCAAGCAAUGCCACCUCUGAUCAUGCUAUUCUUUGGAUCGAACGAGAGGCAGAGAAGGCCUUACAAAUUUUGAAGGAGCUUGAUAAAGAGACCCCAAUGACCCCGCCUAAAGUACAGAAACUGGACAGGAAGGUGACACUAGAGAAAGAACACAAGGAUGCACUAGAAAGAGCCAUCAGCUUGAACAUACCACAUGCUGUUACAUCACCCGAAGAAUCAUCCUUAGCCGGCACUGAAGAGGGUUCUUCGGGUGACAUAAGUGUUGAAAAUCGUACAGAGAACACAGAUCAUUCCUCGGGGAAGGGAGAAUCAGCUUAUAGGAAUCCCAAAACUAACUGGAAUGAAGUGGUCGAGAAGCUCUUCAAGAAAAAUGACUCGGGAAAAAUGGUGCUUAAGAAAGGCAUAUCUGAUUCUGUUGCAGAAAAUUGCUCCUGA
Molecule: messenger RNA, 1386 nt
Organism: Striga hermonthica
Lineage: Eukaryota; Viridiplantae; Streptophyta; Magnoliopsida; Lamiales; Orobanchaceae
Source: the annotation of a GenBank genome assembly